Dendronephthya gigantea is the source of this 1644-nucleotide messenger RNA. RefSeq lists its product as uncharacterized. The record is from RefSeq and is a predicted model, not a curated record. Gene Ontology annotation, molecular function: nucleic acid binding; zinc ion binding. The transcript is spliced from 2 exons. NCBI's taxonomy places the organism in Eukaryota, Metazoa, Cnidaria, Anthozoa, Malacalcyonacea, Nephtheidae. Bases 1 to 1644 code for a protein of 547 amino acids.
AUGGCUGUUUCAAGUGUCUCCUUACCUGACUUUCCACCGUUUGAUGUGCACAUAGAUGGCAACAUUGGCCCAAGAUGGAAAAAAUAUCUCGCUAGAUUCGAACAACUCCUUAUAGCAACAAAUAUUACGGAAGCAAAACAACAACACGCCCUCUUAUUACACUAUGCUGGGCCAGCAGUAGAUGAAAUAUUUGACACCCUACCUGACACUGGCGAAGACAAGGACUGUAAAAAAGCAAUUGACGCCCUCAACACAUACUUUAUUCCUCAAGCAAACACGGCUUUUGAAGAGUACAAUUUUCGCCAGGCUAAACAACAGCAAGGCGAAAUCAUUGAUGCCUAUCACACCCGACUCAGACGACUAGCGCAAACCUGCGAUUUUACAAACGUAGAUAAAGAAGUGAAAACACAAAUAAUCAUUGGAUGUUUGUCCCAUAAAUUACGGCGACAAGCCCUACGUGACAACCCAACCCUGGCAAAUCUACUUGCUGCUGGUCGUGCACAUGAACGCAGUGAAGAGCAAGCUGCAGUUGUAGAAAAGGGUACCUCUGAAGUGAAUGCCCUAAAGUAUAAAACUAAACCAAACAACCAACUCCCGAAAUCGACAUACCACCAGAAAAUAUCCAAACCUCUCAUUCCACCUGACAACAACAGAAACCCACCUGCACCACCCACUCCAAGGCAACAAUGUCGUAAUUGUGGCGGAAUUUUCCCCCACACAGGUGAUUGUCCCGCCAAAGGCAAAGAGUGUCGAUCAUGCGGCAAAAGUGGUCACUUCGCCAAGGUCUGCCGAUCCAAACCUAAACAUAGAGCGGUUCGACAAAUUGAUGACUCCCCAAUGGAUGACCCUGACUACAUAUUCACAGUGAAACACAACCAACAACCCUCUCCAUCACCAUUAUGUGAAGUGUACAUCGCAAAGGAACCAGUCAAGACCAUAAUCGACUCAGGUGCUUCUGUCAAUAUUAUUGAUGAGUUGACUUAUGACAAAAUUAGAAAUCAAGAUCAAAGCAUUUCCACUGUCAUCCAGGCAACCUUUUAUGUAACGCAAGGCGGAAACGGAAAUCUUUUGAGUAACAACACAGCCGAAAGCCUCGGAAUCCUAAAAAUCACUGUAAACACAGCACUGAACACCCCCACCACCUCUCCAGAAGACCAAUUUCAGCACUUGUUCGAUGGUAUUGGGAAAAUCAAGGACAAAGUAAUUAAGCUACAUAUAGAUUCAGAUGUCCAGCCCAAACAACAACCCCACCGCCGUAUUCCAUUUCACAUCCGUAAAGAUGUCGAAGCUGAGCUUCAACGCUUAGAAGAACUAGACAUUAUCGAGAAAGUAGAUGAACCCACCCCUUGGGUCAGCCCUGUUGUUGUUGUGCCAAAGAAGACUGGCGCAAUCCGCCUCUGUGUUGACAUGCGCGAGGCCAAUAAAGCGGUGAGGCGGGAGAAACACCUCAUGCCAACCCUAGACGAACUGAUCACAGACCUGAAUGGUGCCACUGUAUUUAGCACACUAGACCUCACAUCUGGGUACCAUCAACUCGAACUUGACCCUGCAAGCCGUCAUAUCACAACUUUCUCCACCCAUAUUGGUCUCCGAAGAUACAAACGAUUAAUGUUUGGAAUCAAUGCUGCGUCAGAAAUAUUUUAG